GUUAAAAAUACAAUUAAAGUAUUUUUUUAAAAAGGAGAUUUGAUCAAACAGACACAACAAUACACAUUUAAACAGUCUCCUUAAACGCACCAUUAAUAAUAAAGAGCUUAAAAAGGGGAUUUUUACUUGCAGAGUGUAUUAAAUCUGGUCUUGCAGUAUAAAAUAAGGGUCUCCUUCAGAUCUGCAUCUUUCUGGGUCCAUGUGGGAGUCAAAAAGAGGAGGGAUGUGUGGUCCCGCCCCCUCGGUGCAAACCAACCAAUAGGAUCUCUCCCUGGAUUAUCCUGCUGUUAUAAAGCCUGGGGAUGCUGAGGCUGCGAGAGGAGAAAGACCACUUCACUUUAAACCAAAACUGUGGGCUGCAAACCUGAUCCAACAAGUGCACAGCAGAGGAAAACUAAAGGUAAAGAAAAGAAAAAAAGAAGUAGUGAUGGAGCACUCCAAACAGACACAGUACACUUCAACAAAUGAAAAGAAAGAGAGUGGUGACAGCAGCAGCAGCAGCAGCUCGGUGCUCAAUGGACACUCCAGCUCGCAUCGGACCCAAGCUGCUGUGAUGGAGAGCUGGAAGGAGGAGCGCACCAGGAGUGUGGAGGACAAUGAGAUGAGCCUCCCGUCUCUGGCUGCAGCUUACACCACCAUCCUGCGGGGGCUUGGGGAGGAUCCGCAGAGGCAAGGGCUCCUUAAAACCCCCUGGAGGGCCGCCACAGCCAUGCAGUUCUUCACCAAGGGCUACCAGGAGAAAAUUAUCGACGUGCUGAACGACGCUAUCUUCGACGAGGACCAUGAUGAGAUGGUGAUCGUCAAAGACAUCGACAUGUUCUCCAUGUGUGAGCAUCACCUGGUGCCCAUCUUCGGCAGGGUUCACAUCGGCUACCUCCCCAACAAGCGAGUGCUGGGCCUCAGUAAGCUGGCCAGGAUCGUUGAAAUCUACAGCCGCAGACUACAAGUUCAGGAGAGGUUGACCAAACAGAUCGCCGUGGCGAUCACAGAGGCCCUGCAGCCAACCGGUGUCGGCGUCGUCAUCGAAGCGACUCACAUGUGUAUGGUGAUGCGCGGCGUUCAGAAGAUGAACAGCAAGACCGUCACCAGCACCAUGUUGGGAGUUUUCAGGGAAGACCCGAAAACCCGCGACGAGUUUCUGACGCUCAUCAGGAGCUGAGGAGGACGAUAGCGUCUCCUUUUCCUCCUCCUACUGUUGCCUGGGGUUACCUCCACCUGCACGGACCAGCCUCUGUGCUACCUGUGUGUGUGUAUGUGAGACAGAGUGUGUGUGUGUGUGUGUGUGUGUGUAUGUGUGUGUUUUCCAUCUCACCAAAGGCAGUGACAGAGUGUUUACUGUGUUUUCAGUCCGAUUCCUUUUAAUCGUCAGAUAAAGUGAAGCGUUACCUCACAGAUGUUUCUGUUUGUCGGAGGCCAUUGACUGACUGACACGUUGUUUACUUUUAGACAACAGGGACAGACUUUACCCCCUUUGUCCACGUGUGUUUUGUGUGUGUGUGUGUGUGUGUGUGUGUGUGUGUGUGUGUGCUCGUUAAUAAAAUAUAAGCCUCUGGCAUCGAACACCAGAGAGAAAGACUUUAUAGAGAGAAUAGAGAGGAAUCAUUCGUCAUUUAGUGGAGUUUAAACGUCUAUAAACAGUAUGAAAAUGACUGUUUACAGACAAAUAAUAAUAAAUAAAAGCAUCAGAUUUUCAGUAAUUUGGUUUUUGAGCUCAGUUAGACUAAAGAGUCAAGAAGAAAACUCAAAAUAAUGUCAAACAAUAGUCAAAAAUCGUGGCAUGUCAGUCCUAAAAUCUACAUCAUAGCAACAUUACGACAUGGAUUGUGCAUAGAGUAUAAAGAUGAUUAUUAAUGAGAUGGCAGAAAGUGGCGCUAAAUGUAGAAUCACUACAUUACAUUUACUGACACUAAUCACUGUAGGUAAAGCCAGCAGGAAACAAGAUCAGAGGAAACUGUUAGCUGGGGACAGUUAGGAUUUUUUGCAUUUUGUUGGAAAGAGGAGGGAGGGUUGUAAUGCCAUGAAGAGCCACAAGUAGGCGCACUGGCACAGCUAGACUUGGGUUUUCCAUCUUUACAAUGUGGUGGUGCAAACACUGCCGCGGCUGAUGGAGACCAGAUUCAAAGAUGGUGCAUAUUUAAUCAAUUUAAAUUGAUUGCCUGGCACAGAAAAAUGCUUAAAAUGUUAUGCUACCCGCUGAAUACAUGUAGUAGAGUUGGCGGUCUAUGGGGAAAAUGCUUUUUGGGCUGCAGAUUUAUUUGUUGCAGUACCAUGAGUGGCCACUGGGAAAACUUGUAAACCCCUCUUUAAGCACGAUUUAGGACUGAUACCAGUAAGCUCACUUUGUGAAUUCGGCCCCGAUCUCAAAAUCACAGCACACACACAGCAGGAUGAGACAGAAGUUUAAAGUACGACUAACUCUGAGACAAUUAGUCAAUUAUUUGAUCGGUCAAUCAUUUCAAAUCAAAAAGAUGAAUCUGUAAUGAAAAUAACGGUUAAUUGCAUCCCAAAACAUGAUUUCCUCUUUUUCCUUUAAAUCUUGGUGAUCGAUAAUGUUUUUAUGGCACUUUCACACUCAGAGUGUCAAAAAAGUCAGUUUACAUUGACUUCAAUUCAGGAGUGUUUAUUAAGUUGCUGAUUUAAAUCUCAGAUUGAAAAGUUUAGCGCAAAAUGAUUCGAAAUUGGAGCGAAACACAGAUUGAAAUAAACAGUGUGGGUCUGAAAAUAACCCCAGUAUCACUCUGCUGGUGAGGAAGGAUCCGUCUGAUUGUGCCAACUCGCCUCUCGACUAAAACCAAAAAAACGACUUCAAAGCGAAACUGGAAGUUCGAAUUUUGGAGAGAGGCAAAUUAAGUGUGUGUGUAUGUGUUUGUGUGUGUGUUUAUGUGUGUGCGUGUUCUUCACAGCUGAUGAACGACGUGGAGACGGGCGACUGUGUGUGUGUUACUAUGUGUUUAUUUGUGUAACAUGUUAUUGCAUCUCAAUGCAUCAUAGUGUCCCCAGUCAGAUUUAUGGGAGGUUUUAAUGGUGUAACGUGUUGACUGGAGUAUAGUGUGUGUGUGUGAGUGUAUGUGUGUGUGUGUGUGUGUGUUGGGGAGGGGGGGUUGUUGUAUUUGUGGCCUUGUUGAGAAGGACAGCUGGUUCUUUGGCACCUUCACCAUCAGUGUCACUUUAUGUACUGUGUUCAUUUCAAAGACUUUUUAAUCAAAGAAAAUAAAUCUAUGUGUCGACAAAGA
Molecule: messenger RNA, 3233 nt
Organism: Scomber scombrus (Atlantic mackerel)
Lineage: Eukaryota; Metazoa; Chordata; Actinopteri; Scombriformes; Scombridae
Gene: gch1
Product: GTP cyclohydrolase 1
Biological process (GO): tetrahydrobiopterin biosynthetic process; tetrahydrofolate biosynthetic process
Cellular component (GO): cytoplasm
Molecular function (GO): GTP cyclohydrolase I activity; GTP binding; zinc ion binding
Source: RefSeq, a predicted model, not a curated record